Messenger RNA from Archocentrus centrarchus (flier cichlid), 2138 nucleotides. RefSeq lists its product as uncharacterized. The transcript has 2 exons. Gene Ontology annotation, biological process: DNA integration. The record is from RefSeq and is a predicted model, not a curated record. The coding region runs from base 126 to 2138 and encodes 670 amino acids. Gene Ontology annotation, molecular function: nucleic acid binding. NCBI's taxonomy places the organism in Eukaryota, Metazoa, Chordata, Actinopteri, Cichliformes, Cichlidae.
UAAAAGAAGUGAGGGAACUCUGCAGUGUUGGCAAACUGAGAAUUCACAAGUUCAUUUCCAACAACCAUGAUGUCCUUGCAUCCAUUCCGGAGGAUGAAUGUGCAGAUUCAGUGAGAAACCACGACAUGGCUCUUGGAGGGUCACAAAUUGAGAGAGCUUUGGGAAUCAAAUGGUGUGUCGUUUCAGACCAGUUCCAUUUCAGAGUGAUUGUGGAUGAACGCCCACUCUCUAGAAGAGGAGUUUUAUCAACCGUGGCAUCCAUCUAUGACCCUCUUGGGUUUGUGGCACCAUUUAUUCUGGUCGGGAAGCAAAUACUCCAAGAGAUGUGUCGAGACAAGAUUGGAUGGGAUGAGCCAUUGUCAGAAGAUCUCAAACCACGGUGGGAGUCCUGGCUGUUGGAUUUGAAGAAUCUGGCUGAUGUCAAGAUUCGAAGAUGUUAUCUCCCAGAAGGUUUUGAGAAAGUUGAAAGAUAUGAAUUGCAUCAUUUCUCAGAUGCAAGUGUUAAAGGGUACGGUGAAUGUUCUUACUUGAGAGCAAUCAGUGUAUCAAACCAAGUCAGCUGUUCCCUAGUUAUUGGCAAGGCCAGGGUGACUCCUACGAAGAUUACCACAAUACCCAGGCUUGAGCUGUCAGCAGCUGUUAUUGCUGUUCGAACUAGUGACCUGCUUAAAAGGGAGUUGGAAGUUCAAGCCCAAGAAUUCUUCUGGACGGACUCGAAGGUCGUUCUUGGAUACAUUAACAACAAUGCUAGACGGUUUCACAUAUUUGUGGCCAAUCGUAUUCAACGUAUACAAGAAGGUUCCGAUCCAGAUCAGUGGAGAUACGUGUCCUCUGAAGACAACCCUGCUGAUCAUGCUUCGCGGGGUCUGACAGCAAAGGGACUAAUUACUUCCAACUGGCUCACUGGUCCAGAUUUUCUCUGGCAUGACAAACUUCCUGCUUAUGAUGUUAAGGUGGGAGACUUGGGAGCUGAAGAUCCAGAACUUCGCAGCACCUUCGUCCAUAAGACAUUGGCGACAGAAGAUUCGCUGCUUAAUCAUUUCUCAAGGUUCUCAAGCUGGACAAGACUAGUUAAAGCCAUUGCACGACUCAUGCGAUGUGUCAAAGAGGUCAAGGGUUUGGUGUCUAGAACCAACGAAGUCACCAGUCUUGAGGAACGAAAAGAGGCGGAGCUUUUCAUCAUAUCUACCGUCCAAAAGGAAGUGUUUUCUGAAGAAAUCAAAGACCUAAAAUCCAAGAAGCAGAUAACAAGGGACAGCACAAAUAGGCUGCGCAAACUGAAUCCUUUCUUGGAUGAAAUGGAUGUGCUCAGAGUAGGAGAGCUACUUGAUGACAUGACAAGUGAUGCCUUUAUUAAUGCUCUGCGAACAUUGAUUGCCAUUCGUGGAAAUGUUCGGCAGCUUCGAUCAGAUCAGGGAACCAACUUUGCUGGAGCAAGACGAGAGUUCUUGGAAUCUGUAAAGAAAAUGGACCAAGAAGGCCUAAAACAACUAGGUUGUGAAUUUGUCAUGAACCCAGCGUCUGCCAGCCAUAUGGGUGGAGCCUGGGAAAGGCAGAUCAGGACGAUAAGGAGUGUGCUGACGUCCAUCCUGGAUCAUUCGUCCAAAAGACUUGACACUUCAUCCUUGCGUACAUACUUUUAUGAAGUUAUGGCGAUCAUAAAUAGUAGACCCCUAACAACUCACCUGCUCAGCGAUCCCAGUUCUCCACAGCCUCUUACACCGAAUCACAUCCUGACCAUGAAGUCUUCAGUGGUCUUGCCACCACCUGGUGAGUUUGUGAAAGAAGACCUUUAUCUUCGCAAAAGAUGGCGCAAGGUGCAAUACCUGGCCAAUGAAUUUUGGACCAGAUGGAAAGGGGAAUACUUGCUGAAUCUUCAGCAGAGAAACAAAUGGUACAAGACACAGAGAAAUGCCAAGAUCAAUGACAUUGUGAUUCUGAUGGACAAUAGUCUACCCAGAAAUGAGUGGAAGCUGGCUAAGGUCACGAAAGUGUACCCUAGUGAAGAUGGAGUCAUUAGGAAACUCGAGCUGUUAAUGAGUGAUGCAGCACUGGAUGACCAAGGAAAAAGAGUUAACAAGCCAGUAUACCUUGAGAGGCCUAUUCACAAAACAGUUACUCUAGUUGAAGCUGAAUAG